AUGAGUCCUAAGCAAGUCGUCUUUAAGAAGAUUUCCAAGGACAAGUCGGUGGGAGUAUAUAUGGGGAAGAGGGACUUUGUUGAUCGCAUCGACUCUGUGGAUGUUGUGGAUGGUGUCAUUCUAGUUGACCCUGAGGUGCUACAGGGCAAAAAAGUGUAUGUCACCCUGUCCUGCACCUUCCGUUAUGGCCGAGAUGACGUGGAUGUUAUGGGAAUCGCAUUCCGCCGCGAUAUCUUCUUGUCAACUCGCCAGAUUUACCCAGCGUUACAGGACAAAGAACAAGGCAUACUGACUAAGGCGCAGGAGAAGAUCCUUAGGAAACUGGGGGACAAUGCCUACCCUUUCUUCUUUGAGUUUCCUGAUAACCUCCCCUGCUCAGUGGGAAUGCAGCCUGCUCCUUCAGAUGUUGGAAAGCACUGUGCUGUUGAGUUUGAGGUGAAAGCAUUCAGUGCUGAGAACCAAGAUGCCAAGGUCCGAAAAAGGAGCACAGUGGCCCUGGCCAUCCGCAAGAUGCAGUACGCCCCUGAGCAGGACGGGCCGGCGCCUUGUGUGUCCACCACCAAGGACUUCCUCAUGUCAGACAAACCCCUCCAACUAGAGGCCAGCCUGGACAAAGCAACGUACUACCAUGGGCAGCCAAUAAAUGUCCAUGUCAACAUCAACAACACCUCCAAUAAAAAUGUACGGAAUGUAAUUAUCUCAGUGGAUCAGGUUGCUAAUGUGGUGCUGUACUGCAACGACAGCUAUGUGAAAACGGUUGCCAUUGAGGACAGCGGUGAUAAGGUGGAUGCAGGGGCCACUCUAGAUAAAACCUACUCUGUGCUUCCUCUGCUGGCGCACAACCGUGAGAGGCGGGGCAUCGCUCUGGAUGGAAAGCUGAAGCACGAGGAUACCAACUUGGCCUCCUCCAGCGUGAUUAAAGAAGGGGUGCUUAAAGAAGUGCUCGGAAUUCUUGUGUCUUACAGAGUGAUGGUCAAACUCAUCAUUGGAGGGUUGGUUUCUGCCUUUCGUGUUGGGGUAGAGCUUCCAUUUCGGUUGAUGCACCCAAAACCAGAUGCAGUGAGGGACAGCGAAAUGGAGGAGGAGAUGGUGUUUGAGGAGUUCAAACGGUCCUAUCUGAAGGGCAUGGUGGAGGACCAAGAGGGGAACGUCUCUGGAGGAGAGGGCUCCUAGACUGGGGACAGAUUGGAAACGUGCACAGAGGACAAAACGCACCAGAUGUGGUGAAGAUACUGUGCAACAGGAGUGGGGAGCCUACGGUAUG
Messenger RNA from Engraulis encrasicolus (European anchovy), 1264 nucleotides. RefSeq names its product S-antigen; retina and pineal gland (arrestin) a (gene saga). Gene Ontology annotation, cellular component: photoreceptor inner segment; photoreceptor outer segment. The transcript is spliced from 14 exons. Gene Ontology annotation, biological process: signal transduction; G protein-coupled receptor internalization. Bases 1 to 1173 code for a protein of 390 amino acids. Gene Ontology annotation, molecular function: G protein-coupled receptor binding. NCBI's taxonomy places the organism in Eukaryota, Metazoa, Chordata, Actinopteri, Clupeiformes, Engraulidae. The record is from RefSeq and is a predicted model, not a curated record.